CCUCUGUUUGCAGAGCUUUAAGUGCUCAGGAAAGUGUCAUCUGCACGCAGAGCUCAGCUCUUCAAAAACGGACAAACUUUAACUGCUGAAUUAUCAACGCUACAUCGCUGCCGCGUCCUGGUACUCCCUAUCGUAACGCGAGUACGCGAGACCCGAAACAGUCUCGUAUGAGAAAAUGUCCGUGAACGAAGUAUACCUGUUCCGGCCGUUCAAACUGAUCGCUCUUCUUUGCGUGUUUCUCGCACUUUGCUUGGACAUUGUCGCGCUGCUGAGCCCCGCGUGGGUGACGGCGGAUGGCUAUGCGCUGUCGCUAUGGGAGUCAUGCAGGGAGAUCGAGACAGACUGGAGCUGCAUCUCCACCCUCAAGUCUGAUUGGCAGAUUGCAACGCUGAUAUUGUUAUUAGCCGGAGCAUCUGUGACAUUAGUGGCAUUUCUAAUCGCAAUGAUUUCUUUGUGUAAAGGCACACAAAGGAAGCACUAUCGUAUGGUUGCUGUAUUCCUCUUCUCAGCAGUGGUCGUCCAGGCGUGUGCUCUGGUUCUCUACCCAAUCAAAUUCAUUGAUGGCAAAGUCUUGCAAACAUAUCAUGAGUUCAACUGGGGCUAUGGGUUGGGUUGGGGCGCCACCAUCUUCAUGCUGGGUGGAGGAAUCUUGUUAUGCCUUAGAACGGAUAUGUAUGAAGAUGCCAUGUACUAAAGGCUCCAAUACAUGAUCAUGCUCACAAAGUAGACUCGAACACUACACCUGUCAAAGCAAAAAAGUAACAAUCAAGUGGUAUCAUCAAGCACAGCAUACCCACAUGCAGCCUACUCACAUAUUACAGACUCACACAUACUCCAAAUUCACAACACAUACAAACAUAGGUUUUGUCCAACCCGAUGUCAUCAGAAUUCCUAGGUAUUGUAAAAGUUAGAAAUUUUGUAUAAAUUUGUUUGAUCUGACUUAUGAUUUAUUAACAACAUAUGUGUAGGUAAAACAUGACCAGGAAAGUCAACUCCUAAACUUAUCCAUAAGAGGGGCUUUUUGAUCUUAUGAAUUUACACAAAUUAAAAAAAAAUAAUAAUAAAUCAUGGGACUGUGUUGGCUGCUUCCCAAUGCAAAUGCUUAUGCUGUUCUUAAAAGCUGUUGGCAUUCACAUGUAGCUUAAUUAUUCUAGCUACCUAACUUUCAGUUUCAUACAUUUAAAAAAAUGCUGUUUUGACUGUGGCAUAUGCUCUACAGCUGAAAGACUUGAAUGUGAUUGCCUCUGUUUCCAUGGGUUUGUGGGCAAUUAUAAAACAAAGUAUGCACUGAUGCAUACUUUGAAAAUCCACUAGAAAUAAUAUGCAGUCAGGGCACCCUUGGUGCUAAUUUUAUACUGUUUUCAAGUAUUAUGAUUUGGGACUUAGGAUUCAGGACAGAUAUAGUAUGUGAUUUGGAAUGCAGCCAUAAACAAGUACACAUACACCCUAGCUUUAUUACUCUUUUGCUCAUGUACAGAGUGUGAGCCUAAACUGAGCAUGACAGGCUGUUGUUACAAGCUUCAGAAUGGAUGACGAUGAAGUAUGAAGAACAGCUGUGUGAACUGGACUGCAAGAAUUCAGUGUUGAUAUUAAAUGUUCAGAUGAGCAUUUAUAGAGAUAUGGAUGUGCCAUACCCACUUGGUUUGGCUCUUGGCCAUUUCAGCAGCAUAUCCCAUGGAUCUCCUUCCAUAAGGAAGAAAAAUUAUUGGAGCAGGUUCUCGAGGGAUUGUUUUCUUUAUAAAGAAAUAUCCAAUAUAUAGUUGAUUUUACCAUUUUGUAUAUUACUUGUGCUGUGUGAUCUUGGUAAUGUGUUUAUAAUAUUCAUAUAUUUGGAUUUAAAUGAUUUAUUUUAUGUCAUGUUAUUUGAUAUUUGCAGUUUUUGAAAUACUAACUCGAUUUGGGAAAGAGGCAUUUAAUGAGGCUUUACAGCUCAAACAUAUUGGUUUCCUUUCUCUGUUUUAAAAAAAGAAAUAAAACAUGUAUAACAAGUACAAAAAUACAUACUGUACACU
Labeo rohita (rohu) is the source of this 2012-nucleotide messenger RNA. Its product is annotated as transmembrane protein 47-like. Gene Ontology annotation, biological process: cell-cell adhesion. The record is from RefSeq and is a predicted model, not a curated record. Lineage: Eukaryota; Metazoa; Chordata; Actinopteri; Cypriniformes; Cyprinidae. The transcript has 3 exons. The coding region runs from base 176 to 694 and encodes 172 amino acids. Gene Ontology annotation, cellular component: membrane; cell-cell junction.